Molecule: messenger RNA, 1989 nt
Organism: Didymodactylos carnosus
Lineage: Eukaryota; Metazoa; Rotifera; Eurotatoria; Philodinida; Philodinidae
Source: the annotation of a GenBank genome assembly
AUGUUAUGCAUUAUUGUGAGCCACUUCGACUCACUCGGCUUAAUUUCGCCCAUCAUCCAGCGUGCAAAAUGGAUGAUUCAAAAAUUGUGGAAAUUGAAUUUGGAUUGGGAUGUUCCUGUUCCAAAAGAUGUCGAAAGCGAGUGGAAAGAACUAGAAAAAGAUUUAAAAAACAUCUCAGAAAUAUCGGUAAGCAGGUUUAUCGGCAUUAAAAAUAGUUUAGGAAAUGAAGCGGUGGUCACAGAACUCCAUUGCUUCUAUGAUUCAUCGGCGACAGCGUACGCAGCGUGUGUCUACGUGCGAGUGGAACAGAACAGAGAAAUUACGACGAAUUUAUCAUUCACGAAAACUCGAUUAGCACCAAUAAAGACUCUUACGGUUCCGCGUUUAGAACUGAUGGCGGCCUUAAUUGGAGUUCGAAUUCCGAAAUUCGUCGAAAAAGAAUUAAAGAUCAAAAUCGUUAAAAAAUAUAUUUGGUGCGACUCAAAAUGCGUACUAUAUUGGAUCGCAAACAAACGUUUAAAGUCAGCAUUUGUCGAAAAUCGAUUAAAAGAAAUUCGACUUUGCGAGAAUACAGAAUUUCGUUAUGUCUCAAUGACGGAAAAUCCGGCUGAUUUACCGACGCGUGGUAUGUCAACUCUGGGGCUGAAAACAUCGAAUUUGUCGUGGAAUGGUCCAGAGUGGUUACAUCAAGGAAAAGAUCAGUGGCCGGACAAAUUGGUAUCGUCCGCCGACGAAAUUAAAUUCGAAGAGAUUGAAAACAGAAAAACGGCAACACUGACAAUGGUUACGGUCGCGGACAAUUGCACUUUUGGAUCGAUCAUCAAAAAAUAUUCAACCUUAACAAAAUCAUUGCGAGUGAUAGCUUACACCCUUCGAGCAAAAAAGAUCUUCGAAAAAAUCGACACUAGAAAAGGAACUUUGUCGGUCGAAGAAUUAAACGACGCUCAAAAAUUAUUGGACAAGUUGGUUCAAGGAAAAUAUUACAGCGAAGAAAAGAGAUUGAUUAACCAGGGUCAGUCGAACGGUUUAAUCAAGCAUUUACGAUUAUUCAUCGACGAUGAAGGGUUGAUACGAUGUAACGGACGUUUAAAAAACCCGGAAUUAUCGGAAGGGGCAAAAACGCCGAUUUUGCUCCCUAAAAGAGAUCGGUACGUAGAAUUGAUUAUUGAAAAUAUUCAUAAAAAAUUAUUGCAUUCGGGUUCGAGACAUAUUUUAUCCGAAUUGCGUCAAAAUUAUUGGUUACCGACGGGCCGUCGAAUUAUUGAAUCGAUAAUAAAAAAAUGUUGGGCAUGCAAAAAAUGGGAAGGUGGUCCGUUUCAACCGCCGGUUCCGCCAGCACUGCCGAAAGAACGUUUACUGGAAGCGCCGGCAUUCACCUUUUCGUCGAUUCAUGGCUCGACGUGGGAAACCGAAGGUUAUUAUAAUGGAAAACAAUUUCGUUUGGCAAAUACAACGUUUCUAAAAUUUGGUCGAACCUAUUAUUUGAUUCAUCGAUUCAAAAUUACAUUGCAAAUGAAGGAAUUAUUUGGAAAUUUAUUGUCCAAUUGGCGCCGUGGAUGGGUGGCUUCUACGAAACGGCUGGUCGGAUUAGUGAAAAGAAAUUUAAGGAAAACAAUAGACAGUCAUCUUCUUACAUAUCGACAGUUGGAAACGGUGGUCAUCGAAGUCGAAUCGGUCAUCAAUUCGAGACCGCUCGGAUUUGUUGGCUCGACAUUGGAUGAUGGAAUUACAUUAACACCAGCAUUAUUUCUGGGUAUCGAUCAUCGCACUGGGUUUCCAGAAAUCGAUAUUGACAAGGACGAUGCAGAUUUUAAAUUAAAAGAAGAUUCGUCAGAAACAUUACUCAAAAAACUCAAGAAAGAUCAGAAAGUAUUAGAUAUUUUUUGGAAAACAUUUCGAGAUGAUUAUCUACUUAGUCUUCGAGAAAGAAAAAAUGAAAACAAAAUUCGAGGUGCAGCUUGCGAUGUACCCCAAGUUGCGAAAAAAUGA